AUGCAAUAUUUUUUUCUGGUAUUUCUAGCUGUUUUAGCAAAAGGGUUUUUAAGAAAUAAAGAACACGCCAAUUUAAUAAACUCACACAAUGACAGUGUAGAAGAUAUACAUAUUGAAAAGGAAGAGAAAAGUUCAAGUGAACAUCCUUUCAUUCCUAUAAAAAAUAAAAUAAAUCUUGUUCAUAAAAAAAAUAACAAUCAAUAUAAUUCAUAUAAUAAUAAACAUAAUAAAAUAAAACUUACUGAUGGAACAUAUACUAGCUUCUUACAAAAUUGCACCAUCAAUGAUUGUGUAGAUGUCGAUAAUAAAGACUCUGAAAUUAAUGAUAUGACAAAAGAAAAAGAUAAUAAUAAUAAUAAUAAUAAAAAUAAUAAUAAUGAAACUAAUCAAAAUGAAGAGAAAAAUAAAAUGAAUACAAGUGAUAUACAUACAGAAAAUGAACAAAAAAUAAAUAAAAAUGAAAAAGAAAAACGCGAUAUCUCCAAUUCGAAUGGAGAGAACAAAAAGGAUUUAAAAGAAGGAGUCAAAGAAUUAGAAGCAAAGAAAAAAGAGGAUAAAAUUUCAGAUGAUCAUAAUGUGGAGGAAAAAAAAUUAGAUAAUAAUAAAGUGGAGGAAAAAAAAUUAGAUAAUAAUAAAAUGGAGGAAAAAAAAUUAGAUAAUAAUAAAAUGGAGGAAAAAAAAUCAGAUGAUCAUAACAUAGAAGAAAUAAAAAAUGUAGAAGAACAUGAAGAAGACGAAGAAGAAAAUAAUGAAGAAAAGAAAUCAGAAAAGAAAUCAGAAAAGAAAUCAGAAAAGAAAAAUAAAGAUGAUAAUGAGGAAGAUACUGAUGAUAUAAGUGAUGAAGAUGAAAUUGAUGAUGAUGAUGGUGGUGAGGAAGACAAAAAUGAAAAUGAUGAUAUUGAUGAUGAUAAAAAGGAAACAGAUAAAACACAUUUGGAAGACGAGGAAAAUGAAAUAAUUGAGAAGGAAAAAAAUAAAGAUAUAGAGAAGGAAAAAAAUAAAGAUAUAAAGAAAGAGAAAAAUAAAGAUAUAGAGAAGGAAAAAGAGAAAGAUAUAAAGAAAGAGAAAAAUAAAGAUACAGAAAAAGCAAAGAAUAAACAAAAUGAUGAAAAAAAGGUAGAAAAUAACGAAACGAAGAAAAAUCAUGAUCUAAAAAAAGAAAUGAAAAAAGAUAAACAAGAUAUACAUGAUGAUGAAGAUGAUGAAAGUGAUGUAGAAGAAAUAGAAGAAAAUGAUGACGAGGAAGAUGAGGAUGAAGACAUGGAAAAGAGAAAAAAAAAAAAAAAAGGAAAAAAUGAAAAAGAAAAGAAAAAAGAAAAGAAAAAAGAAAAAGAAAAUGAAAUAGAAAAUGAAAUAGAAAAUGAAAUAGAAAAUGAAAAAGAUAAUGAAAAAGAUAAUGAAAAAGAUAAUGAAAAAGAUAAUGAUAAAAAUAUUAAAGAGAAUGAAAAUAUAACAAAUGAAAACGAGGAAAACUAUGAAAAAAUAAAUACAACUACUGAAAUAACAAUAACAAAAUCAAAUAUAGAUAUAAAUAAUAAUAAUAGUAAUAAUGAUAAAGUACAUAACCACAUAUUCACAAAUCAACAAAAAAAACACAAUUUUCAUAAUGAACAAAAUGAAUUUAAUCAAGCAUUAAAUGCAUCAACUAAUCAUAAAAAUCAUUAUGAGGAGAAAAAGAAAUAUGAAUCUAACAUGUUCAACAUAGACAAAAGAAUGCAUAAAAAUUUAACAAGCAUGGAUACAAUACUUCGCAAUCUGAAUGAUAAAUUAAGUCACCACAAAGAUCUCAAAAAUAGAGAAUUAAAAUUAAAAUUUGAAGCAAUGAGUAGAAUUAAAGAAUAUAAAAUAUACAAUGAGCUUAUUCAAAAAUCUGUGGAAAUAUUGACACUUAGAUUAAUGAAGAUUAACGACGAAUUGAAAAAGUUAAAAGACAUAUCCGAAAAUGCUUUACAAAAAUAUAUAAACGAGAAAGGUUAUGGAUUGAUGAAGCAUUAUAAUUUCCCAGAAUAUAACAAACUUGAGGAAGAAAAGAUCAUGAAAAGAAACAAAAUAACUUGGAAUGAAAAAAAAAGUCAUCAUCUCUAUUGUCCUAUGGAAUGUAAUAAAGAGAGGUGUCAUAACAAACCACAUGGUCCUACUCAAUGCUACAAACUAGAACAAAGAGGUAAUAAUAUUGAGACCAUAUGUGAACCUUUCCUUAACCAACAUAAUGGAACCUGUCGACCAGAUUUUCAUCAUUGUGCUAUAGCAGAGCCUGAGAGAAAUAAAAAAUAUUCAAUAUAUGCAACGGACAAUGUGCACUUUGUACCUUCCCAAUUUGUUACUAUAAAAGGAUAUAAUUUACAUGAAUGUUUACAAUUUUUGGUCGUCAACAAGAAUUCCACAUGCGGACCUUUGACAAUCGAAAAAAACCUUAUGGAAUCUGAAGAAAUUUUAAAGGAGCCUGUUUUAAGCAAAGUUUUAUAUAACGAAAUUUUAUUUGAAAAUAUAAAAAUAUCUACACCAGGAGAAUAUAAUAUAUGCUUGGCUCAAUUUUAUCAAGAUCCAGAGAAUGAUGAUAUACUAUCAGAAAAUAGUUCAAAUAAAUAUAAAAAAAAAAAGAGAAACGAUAUGAAAGUAUUGGGAAUAGACACCAUAGGUACAUUAUAUGUAUUACCCUUACAUGAGAAACAAAAAACGGCAUAA
Molecule: messenger RNA, 2685 nt
Organism: Plasmodium gaboni
Lineage: Eukaryota; Apicomplexa; Aconoidasida; Haemosporida; Plasmodiidae
Product: rhoptry neck protein 6
Exons: 15
Coding region: 1-2685 (894 amino acids)
Source: RefSeq, a predicted model, not a curated record